GAACUUACUGGAAAGAUUGGUCCUUACAGACGAUAUGGCAGAACAGUUUGGAAAUGGAAGUAUCAUAUUGUCAUUUUGGUGGGAACCAAGUCAACAGCAUCAGUGUAUGUUCGAUCCGUAUGUUGCUUCAAAGGACACUAAAGGGUGUGGUUCAUUUUCCCGGAAGUGUUUUUUUUUUCAGGACAGCAGAUAACAUUAUAGUUUACUUGUCUCUAUGCCAUUGAGAAGACGAUUCGCUAUGAUGACUAUAUAUGAGGAAAAUUAGAAAAUGAGAAAGAUUGUGUGUUUGUCUUUUGAGGAGGUUUUGUCUAAUUUGUAAUAUAUGAUUCUUAAAUAGAGGUAUACCAUUUAUAAUAGGAUACGAUUAUGAAAUAUCCAUCAGAUAUUCAUCAUCGGAUCCCACUGCUCAAAGGCCGUAAGCGCCAAACAUAGGCCUAAAUAGUGCAGUCCUUCACCAAAGUGGUGACAUCUCUAAAUGAGUGAAAAAUUCUUGGACCGUUAAAAAUAUCCAAUCAACCCACGGGUUUUCUCUCCGUAAUGCAGUAUAACGGAAAGAAAACCCUGGAGAUCCAACGACGUCAGAUGUUAAAGAUAUUUAUUUUCCCAGCAUACCAAAUGACUUUAAUAUGACCUUCAUUGGUACAUUACAGAUACAAGCCAUACCUUCUUAUGAUGUUGAAAUAUGAUUCACAUAACUUUGUUUAAAACAAAUAUGUUAAACAAGUAACAAGGAUGAACAUCCAUUGUUUUGAAGUCAAAUGUCAAGGUUACAAGUCAAGGUCAAAAUACUUUGUCAAGUCAUGUAUUAUUCAUAUCUAGUGAUCAGUCAUUCAAAAACUUACCACGCACAAGUACUCUGAAGUUGAAAUAAAAAAUAUGCUAGAGUUCCUCAUUAACAAUAUCUUCGUGGUCUUUGGUGAUCAGGUCUUCCAACAGUCUGUUGGAAUUCCCAUGGGCACGAAUUGUGCUCCUUUGUUAGCUGACCUGUUUUUAUAUUCAUAUGAAGCAGAAUUUAUUCAAAAACUUCUACAUGAGAAGAAAAAAUCUCUCGCUGUGACCUUCAGUUCGACUUUUAGAUAUAUUGAUGACGUUUUGUCUAUUAACAAUGAUAGCUUUCAUUCAUAUGUCGAUUUGAUAUAUCCCUGUGAGCUCGAAAUAAAGGACACCACAGAGUCGUCCACUUCUGCUUCAUACUUAGAUAUUUUAUUGAAAGUAGACAUUAACGGCAAACUGACAACUCAACUGUAUGACAAACGGGAUGAUUUCAGCUUCUCCAUCGUCAACUUCCCACAUUUAUGUAGCAAUAUUCCAUUAUCACCUGCAUAUGGUGUUUACAUAUCUCAACUGAUUCGAUAUGCAAGAGCUUGUUCUGGGUAUAGUCAGUUUUUGGAUCGAGGUAAACUACUGACAAACAAGUUGAUGGUACAGGGAUUUCAACAGUCUCGAUUGAAGUCAGCAUUUCGCAAAUUCUAUGGUCGUUAUAACGAUCUAGUUCGUCAAUACAACCUCGCAUUGGGUCAAAUGCUGUCUGACGUGUUUCAUACCGAUUGUUAAGCCGUUCUUGGCACACUGAUUUUGGCUGUGGAUAACUCCGUUUACCUGAUCAGGAUAUGGGGCUCACGGCGGGUGUGAUCGGUCAACAGGGGAUGCUUACUCCUCCCAGGCACCUGAUCCCACCUCUGGUGUGUCCAGGGGUCCGUGUUUGCCCAACUAUCUAUUUUGUAUUGCUUGUAGGAGUUAUGAGAUUGAUCACUGUUCGUUAUCUUCACCUUGCAUUAGGAGAUGUUAGUUUAAUAGAUUUCAUACAUGGUACUGGCAUAUUUAAGUUUGCACAUACAUAGUAAGCAGAGCUAAUAUUGAACUACAGGGGGGGGGGGGGGGUUAAUGCCACAUCAUUCAAUAAUAAAUUACAAUCUUUAUGUAUCCUAAUUAGUUUAUUUAACUUGAAACAAUUUUUAAGAUCAAUAAUUCAAUUUCAAUGGCACACUUAACUCGAGUGGCAAGGUGAAAAAAUGUAUAUGAUAGUUUGAAAAAAGUUGGUAGUUAUUUUGAUGCAUGUUGAUACAACUCUUAAGAUAUAUCUAAUUUGUGAUACAAGUACAAUGCACAUAUAGAAAUCAUGCACAUUUGAAAAAAAGGAAUAAAAAUAAUAAAGAACAAAAGCAUUGAUUCAAUGAUCUGCUACAAAAAGUUUUUAAGAUUGAAGAAAAUGCAUGAGGUAAAAUCAAAUGUGAUUUACUUGAAAAGAAUGUGAAAAUCAAGUUUGCUGUCUUCUGAUAUUUUGUUACCAUAGCAACCAAGUGAUAUGAAAUAUCUAUCAGCAUUAUUUUGUUUCACUAUGACAUGAACUAUAGUUGAAUCUGUGAGUAAAAGCAUUUUUUUGUCUAAAAAUUUACUUAAUUUUAGGUGGAUUUCGAAUUUGAAAAGAAAUAAUAAUUUUCGUUUCCAAUGCAACCAACAUUAAUUCUCAUAUCAAAUUUGUUAGAAUUUAAAGUCAAACAUCUGUAAGAGUCAGUUGUCAAGAUUAUAUAAUUUGAAUACAGAGAAAAUUGUAUUUCAAAUUACAUUGAAAAAUGCAUCUCAACUGUCAUAUCAUCAGGAAAUGCAUCAUUUUGUUUCCAUGGAAACACAGCUAAGAAUGUAGAUUCUCAAACAUGUGUCAUUGUUACAUGAUAGUACUAUAUCUAAUGUACAUGUAUGUUGAACAAGAAUUUAUGUAUUUCACGCUGAAAGCAGGAAUUUUUAUCCAUCAUUCAAAUUUGCCUCUAAAUUAGUUUUUUUUUCAGAAAGUAUCAAACAACUCUCUUUUAGACAUAAUAAUAGAAAUAUUCAAACUUCUAACUAAAUAAUAGAAAGGCUAUAUAUUAUCAUUUUAGAAUUAUUUUAGAAGUCAAACAAGUAAAUCCAUUAUAGUUCAAUAAAAAUGUCAUAUUUCAUGUAAAAUAUGACUCUUUUAAGACAUGAAUUACAUGCACGUGUUACCAUGGCAACAAAGUUGCAUAGCAACGAAAUAAUGAUAGUUUUACAUUACUUAUACUUAUGUCAGAUCAAGUUCAUGUACCAAAUUUGAGAAAACAAAAUCAGUGUUAUUUUGUCACUAUGAUAAACUAUGAAAUAUACGAUUUGAAAUUUCGACAAGUUACGAGGUCCUCAUAUACAAGGGUAUCAAAGUAAGGGAAAACGGGGAUUUCUUGAUGCAUAUUUAUGAAGGGAUAAUGUUAAUGGUGGAUAAAAAAGCGCAAGAGAAAAAAUGUGAUUAAAAAUAGCAUGGGAGUUAAAGAUUUCAUUUAAAGCAUAUAGUCAUACUUAAUGGUAAAUUCAUUCUAAGCAUGAAAUUCAACUACCCCUUUAUUGCUCAAAAACGUCCUCUCUUCUCCAUCUUCGGUCUGACUGUCUUUUAUUUGAGCUUUAAUGUAAUGUGAAUUUUAAAUAAACGAUGCACUGCACACCAUAACUAUACCUCCUGUCCAUGGAAAAUAGAAAGAUGGGAUGCUUACUCCUCCUAGGCACCUGAUCCCACCUCUGGUGUGUCCAGGGGUCCGUGUUUGCCCAACUAUCUAUUUUGUAUUGCUUGUAGGAGUUAUGCGAUUGAUCACUGUUCGUUAUCUUCACCUUGCAUGAAAUACAAUAGGAAAGAAAUAUAAGAAAAAAGGGCUGAGAAGAUAUAAAGCAUUCAAAAACAAUUUAAAAAUUCUUAGCUUCAAAGCCUUCACAAUGCCCUGGGCCUCCUUCUAUGCCAGCCAACGCCCAUUACUGGAAGUUGAACUAACACAAUAAAUAUUAAACCAAUUAUAUUUUUGAUAGGAAAUUUGGUUUUCCGAAAUAAUUAGAGUCAAUGUCAUUUCUUCCUCUUUCUGAUUUUCUCGUCUACAAUGUCCGGUAGAUCAAACAUCAUCUUAAUUCCAUCUUCCUCACCGUUGACAUUACCAUUGAAAAGCCAGUCAUGGUCGAUUUGUGGAUGGUCCUUGAGUUUUUUUUUUUAUCAGUAGAACACCCAGUUUCAUGACAUUAGCCGAUUUGAAUUUUUCUUAACGGUAGCUCCUUUAUGCAUUACUCUGGAUUUUGCUACACUGUUUUUCAUCUUCACGAGAGUUGGUUUGGUUCUUCCGCUUUGCCCGUAGUUUUGUAAAUAGCGAUGAUCUCGGCUCAUCUAUCUUUACCCCCUCUUUUUCAGGAACCCGUUUCACAACUUAUUUUAUGUUUUCACUGUGUUUCUUUUAUUCCAUUGAAUUCGAAAGUUUUUUCUUAAAUGUUGUUCGUUUUCGUUUGCUAUCGAAAACCAUGUCAUAGCGAAAUAUUUUUAUUCGUCAAGGUUCUCUUCUAGUUCGUUCAUUCUCUGUUCGAUUUUUCAACAAAUUAAGGUGAAAUUGUAGCGCUCGAAAAGUCUGCGUAUUCUCGUCGACUGAUUCUUGGAUAAUGUUUGUUCAUCCAUUAAAGAAAGUUAAUCCACAAUGCACUCAACAUUUCCUACUUCAAAUAACGGAUCUGAUCCAUUGUAUCUUAAAUUUGUUCGAACUAUGUAAACUCUGAGGGCUUUACUCAGUCUUUGUAUUGACCCUUGUGGAUAUUUCUCAAAUGAUAGUUAAUGAUAGGUAUGAACGCUCUAUAAACAACACACGUUUUAUUGUCGAUAUCUGUGUGUACUCACAUCUACAUUGAUCGUUUAGUACAGGUGUCCCAAAGGUGCAAAGUUCCCAUAAAUAGCUGCCAUCGCAAUGUCACAAAAUCACUGAGGUCGACGCAGAAACGAGAUAGAGGAAAUUUCUUUUACUGAAGUUUUGACUAAAUUUUAAUUGAAAUGUCUAAGCCUUCCUCAAUCACAACUCUCAGGAUCCUGUUCCUCCAAACUAUCUAAUAUGUUCUAAAAUCCUGACUCGCAUCCCCAAUGAUCCCACUUCUGACACAAUAUUGUCACAAAAUGACCGAGGGCGAAUCAAGAAAUAAGAUUGGGUAACAUUCUUUUCAAAUAUUCAAUAAGACUAUUGCAAUAAUGGUAAUAGUUUCCAGUCAGUAUUAAUUGUGAGAGGUUGGCCUGCCUCGUGCGUCCAUAUCAUGCAGAGCUCCGGGUUCCUUCUCGAUAACACAUAUACAUGGGCCAGUGGUCUACUUGUCAACACAAAAGGUUUACAGUCAGUCCAAGGACCCAGCACGCAGAUCAACUUCCUACAUUUGAGAAUGGACAGACAACCCGAGUAGAAGAGUUAGAGCUUGAGAGAGCUGAUACGGAUCAACGUCCUAGAGUUGAGAUUGGACACACGACUCGAGUAGAAGAGUUAGAGUGUGAGAGAACUGAUACGGAUCAACUUCCUACAUUUGAGAAUGGACAGACAACUCGAGUAGAAGGGUUAGAGCUUGAGAGAGCUGAUACGGAUCAACUUCCUACAUUUGAGAAUGGACAGAGAACUCGAGUAGAAGAGUUAGCGCUUGAGAGAGUUGAUACGGAAUCAGAUCUUGAACGUCUAUUGGGAAACAGUAAUGCUGCUGUGGCACGAUUGCAAGCUGGUAAUAUACCUCAACAUACACAGCAAGAAAUAUUGCAGUAUAUUCGCCAGACUAUUUCGAGGGCGCAAUCAUGUAUGUUACAUAUUUCAUGAUUUAUUUUGAGCAUGAUUUUAUUUCAAUCCCUUUUCCUUAUAUUCCUGUCACCCAGAGAUCCAUUAAAUUUUAUGAAAAGGUGACAAAACAAACAGUGAUCAAUCUCAUAACUCUACAAAGAAUACAAAAUGAAGUGUUGGACAAACACAGACCCAUGGACAUGCCAGAGGUGGCUUAUCAAAUCUCAUAAGCAAUACAAAAUACGGACCUCUGGACACACCAGAGGUGGGACCAGGUGCUUAGGAGGAGUAAGCAUCCCCUGUUGAAUGGUCACACCCACCAUAAAGCCUAUACCAGUGUGCCACGAACCACUCAACAAUCGGCAUGAAACACGUCAGACAGCAAUUGACCCAAUGAUAGGUUUUACUGGCAAACAUAUACAUAUAUGUAACGGCCAUAUAAUUUGCGAAAUGCUGACUUCUAACGAGAUGGUACCCCUGUACCAUCAACUUCUUUGUCAGUAGCUUGCCUCGAUUUAAAAACUGAUCAUACCCAUAACAGGCUCUUGUUUAUCUAAUUAGUCGAGAGCUAUCAACACCAUACACAGGUGCUAAUGGAAUGUUGCUACAUACUAUGGGGUGUUGACGACGGAAAAGCUGAAAUCAUCCCGUUUAUCAUAAUGUUGAGUUGUUACGAAAUAUCCUGAUGAUACGAUUUUUCAUUGGUAUCCCGUUCUUGUGUCGGUAACAUAGAUAAUUUUCUUUGAUAACGCUUUUAAUGGCCUUUUCUGGUUGUUUCAUACAUUUCUACUAAAAAGUAUGGUGCGAGAAAUAUAAAUUAUCUUUAAUAAUAACGACGACAUACAUAUAAGCAUAAUCUAACUCGAUAGUGGGCCCUAUGCGAUAUUACAAUACUCUUCCUAAGACUGAUAAGAAUGGAAAUGAAAGCAAUGAAUAGAAGUCAUUGACUAGCCUAAAUCCAUUGUCGUAUGAAAAACAGUUCUACUAUUGUUUUAUCAAAAUAUAUGACAAGAGGCAUAUAAAUCCUUUCAGUAUGGCACAACAUGAACACUCUCAACAGGGGAGCACGUGCCGGUAUACUCGCCAGUCUGCGUGAUGUAGAGACAAAAGUGAAAGCAAUGGAAUAAAGUAAAUGUUUAUUAGUUGUUUUAAUAGUUUUAGCAAUUCAGGUAUGUACAUUCUGAUAACAAAAACAAAAGAGUAAAGUCAACUUCACAAAUUGAUAAUAAGAACUGAUAAUGAAAACAUUUUAAUGUACUGUUGAUUUUGAUUUCUGCUUUCAGCAUUAUGAAGAUCUAACGACUUUGUCAAGCAAGUCUUUCUCAAGAACAAAUGGCGACUGACGUUGUAUUUUUCAGUUGAAAUGUUUGUUGAUUGAAAUUGUUUCUUGAGGACAUACGCGACGUUUUUCUCGUUGACAAUAUUAGCAUCUACUUGUAUGCAAAUCACUGUUGUAAAACAUCUUUCUCUGUAUGUAUGGUCGAAUAAUAGAUUAAAACAAAGAUAUUAUAUUCGAAUUAAUGAUUUGCCAAUUAAGCAUUACCCUGUUCAUUUUGAAAUACAUUUUUCACUGGGGAAAAGGGGGAUGUUUCAUUGCUUGAUCCGCCUUUCAACAAAGCAAACAAAAAUUAAUACGUCACAUUUUAUCACAUGACGUCAGACACAUUGACAUGUGGAUGCUAUUUGUUACUUGUUUGCAUAUUUUCUUGUGUCGGAUUUACUAUUAGCGACAACAUUGCAUACAAGGGUAAGUUUUCAUGUAGUAGAAGUUUUCACAGAGUUGAAAGCCGUAAAUUACGCGGCUGAGUUAAGGCUUUCCCCAUAAAUAACAGCGCUGUAAAAAAUGUACUUUACCGCCCUGUCACAUUACAUGACGUCACAAUGAAAAUACGUCAUGAUGAAGGUCAUGACGUACAUAUCUACAUUCCUUUUGCGUUUGGAAAUGUCAAAAUAUUUUUUCGUUAUUACCACCGCUGUCAAACGAUAAACCGCAAUCAUGUAAAAGUUUCUGUCAAAUGGAUAUAUUAAUUCUCUUUGAUAUUGAAAUAGUUUCAAUUUCUUCUUUAUAUAGCAUACAUGCUAAAGUAAUAUCCAUAUUAUAUUGUGAUCUUGAUAUCGCCCUUAAUCUGCACGUAUAGUAACUUUCACAAUGGACUCAUUUGCAUAAACAAGGUUUCCGAGGGUUUUGAAUGAAAUAUGUUUGAUUUAUGUGAUAUGUGAACUUCAGUGCAAAAGGAAAGUUAGGGAAGCAAGUUGUGACUUCAACAGAAAACAUGUUUUUCAGGCUAGAUUCAACUUCGUAUAGGGUAAAUUGGGGCAACUGGGACAUCAGGGUAACUGGGACACUGUCAUAUUUUUCAUCGGUAGUUAAAAAAUCCUUUAUAGCCCUAGUAUGAAAUUCUUCUGUUGAAAACAUUACCUCAGUGUCGUCUGCUAAAAAGUGAAAUUUGGCAGCUGAAGACGAAAUAAACAGAACAAUUAUCGGGUCUUUGAUCCGAAAGGUAAGCACAUUUUGUGUAUGUUACGCAAUAAGAAGGGGGGUUGUUGAUGUAGAUAUUAUAACUGUUAUCAUACAAAUUAUUUAACAAUUUGAUUUGUUAAAAUUAUAUGGAUAAACGUUCUAAUCACUUUCCAAUACCUCGAUUUGUAAAACGUAACAAACACUCGCGAAAAAUGUUGAGUACCAUGCAAUUUAUCAAUGACCCAUUGCAUUUCAGAAUAAGAAAUUCCUUCGGGAUAAAGACACCAUUUAUUUUCAUGACGGCUUUUACAAAACACAACCAUGCACCUUAUAAAAUACUUAGAAGCGGAAAAUUUAUAUGUUAAUAUUGAUAUAAACAUUUUUUUGCAAAGUAUUUAUAUCUUAUCACAUUAAAAUUGACUAGAGUAUUUACGAAAAUUGAAUUAAUAUACGACAUCGUACCGGAUGUUGUGGUCUGAGAUAUUGUGACGUCACAAAUUGAUAAUUUUGAUAAACACAUUGUGCAAUUAAAUAAUUGCGAAAGGGUUUCUUCUCAACCAUUUCUGUUAAAACCACUGCUGUUUCCAAAUCUUCGUUAUUCAUUUAACGUGUUGGUAGUAAUGCCAGUACAAUAAUUACAAUAAUAAUUAUUUAAAUGUAUAUUAUUCUCCACAUGAUUAUUUCCUUUUUGAAUUGGGGUAAGUGGGAUAGGUGUUCAAGUUGUAUUUUAGAAAAUCAGAUUUUAUGCAUUUCAAAUAAAAUUAUAUCCUUAGAUUUGGUGAAUUGUGCACGGUUCUGGAUAGUUCAUAAUGUUUAAAGGAUAAAUAAUAAAUUUAUAAUUCUCUAUUUUAAAACAUCGCAAAUUUGAUUCAAUUAAUAAUCUUAGAUUUCAAACAUAAUAAAGGUCGUUAUAAUUUGCUUAUGAUUACAUGUAUAUGGUAUGUGCAUGUUUGAACAAGUGUUUUGAGUAGGUGUAAUGGCAAGACGAAAGAAAAUCCAAAACCCCAAACAAGUAAAGUGGUCUUAAUCGUCUAUGAAAAAAGCAUCAAAAAUUAGGCCUACAUGUGAUAAACUAAGCUUUCGCAAAGCUGCAGAAUUACUGUCUGCAAUACUAAAAUCUACGCAUGAAAUGAGUGCGAAAUGAGAACAAGAUACUGAUGCCCCAGCCUCCCGACCAACCGUGUACUUCACAUCGGAUCAAGAGAAUCAGCUUGUUGGUCAUAUUCUAGAAAUGGCUAACUGUGGAUUUGGGUUGACAAUUGAUAGGAAUAUAAUUGAACUUAUGCUCAAUAUUUAAUAGAUAAUCGAAUCUGAAGCACUUUGCCGGUUUACCUGUGUUUAAUGUCAAGAUUGAUCGGGAAAGGAGGGGGGGGGGUUGAAGGAUCGAGGGAAGGAGGGAGGAAAACGGGCUGGGGAGAGAAUUUAAGGGGCUGAACGACAAGAUGGGAUGAGGAGAGAUUAGGAAAACGGGUUGGAGAGAGAGGAGGAACCCCUUGUUUGUCCUUGUCCCCACUUAAUCUUCUAACUUUAGGUAUCAACAUUGUUGUCCCAGUUACCCCAUUACAGAAGGGCAACUGGGACACUCAGCAGUUAUACGAUUUGUCUCCCUUCUUUUUGGAGUAAUGCUUCUGAAAGAAUUUCAUACCUGAGAAAUGAAAUUUAACAUAUCUAUCUUUUAUUGCAUGACAUUAAACUUUUAUAAAUACAUCUCUAUUAGUAUGGAAUAUCAAAAAUAAUCUAAAGUGUCCCACUUGCCCCAAUUUCCCCUAUGCAAAAAUCACCGCAUAUUGCAUAUUCAAAGCAAAAAUUAGACAUGUUACAAGUCACGUUAAACUUGUUCUCAUCACUUUUCAAAUUAAGAACUUAAUAUGUUUUGAAGCUAUAUUAACUUCAACUUGCAUUGAUAUCUGGAUAUCCUGCCAAUGGAACGAUUUAUACAUACACGGUACGAUUUUAUCUUGAUAUUUGAUCACGUGAUAUACAGCUGAUGUAGAGACUGUCUAGUGAAAAAUGUAUUGAAGGUCAAAAUGCACUUAAUUAUAUAUACAUAUUUUUUUUUUGUAUAAAAGGGUUGUGUGUACGGAAUUUGUCAACAAUUGAUCUGUUUAUUAAUGCUUUUUCCCCAUACAUAUUUCUAUGGCCCUUCUUAACACAACUGCGUGUUGCAUUUUCUGAUAUUUGAAGAUUUAUUUUGGGUAGGCCUAAAGAACGCAAUUUCUCGUAUUUUCUCAAUAUGUCGGAGAUGAACGACUUCAAAGUCUAUAUCUAUCUCUAAAGGGAAGAGAGAUACGCAUUCCAUGGGUAGUCUACACAUAUUUUCUAUCAUGAUAAGCUUCGCUUGCGAUAUAAUAUUUUGACAAAUGGCUAGGCUCCGUAGUUCUAACUAAGAUUAAAGAUCGCGACCUUUGUGUCGCUGUUGCUAAGUGAAUCAUUGCGCGUCUCAGUUGACUUGUAUUUUUCCGAAUUUAUGUACAUUUUGACAAACGAAGGUUAGCAUCUUUGUCUCUUGAAUUAAAUUAUAAGGAAUGACUUUAAUUCUGAGGCAAGUUAUACGAGUAUAACCUGGUUUGGGUCAGUUUACGCUUUUUUUAUAAUCCGCUUCGCGGAUUAUAAAGCGUAAGCUGACCCAAACCAGGUUAUACUCGUAUAACUUGCCCCAGAAUUAAAGUCAUUCCUUAUAUAUAUAUAUAUAUAUAGAGAGAGAGAGAGAGAGAGAGAGAGAGAGAGAGAGAGAGAGAGAGAGAGAGAGAGAGAGAGAGAGAGAGAGAGAGAGCACUUGUAAUUAAGCGGUCGUCCAUUUUUUGUAUUUAUGUGUGGCAUCUUUAUUCAUUACAAUACAAAGAACUGUGUAAAAUUAAAAUAUAUUUCUGUU
Messenger RNA from Ostrea edulis (European flat oyster), 10888 nucleotides. RefSeq lists its product as uncharacterized. Bases 5091 to 5594 code for a protein of 167 amino acids. The transcript is spliced from 8 exons. NCBI's taxonomy places the organism in Eukaryota, Metazoa, Mollusca, Bivalvia, Ostreida, Ostreidae. The record is from RefSeq and is a predicted model, not a curated record.